Oncorhynchus tshawytscha (Chinook salmon) is the source of this 2056-nucleotide messenger RNA. RefSeq names its product VPS10 domain-containing receptor SorCS1-like. Gene Ontology annotation, cellular component: membrane. The transcript has 13 exons. NCBI's taxonomy places the organism in Eukaryota, Metazoa, Chordata, Actinopteri, Salmoniformes, Salmonidae. Bases 1 to 1764 code for a protein of 587 amino acids. The record is from RefSeq and is a predicted model, not a curated record.
AUGGCAGCUGCAGACACAUUUGUUCAGUUUGCAAAUAAGAAGAUCAAAGAACAGGAUGAGGACACAGAGCUGGAGGAGGUGGAAGCCACUCUGCCACAGAAAGGAUCAACAGACUAUGGAUCCACCUAUGAGAGGAUGAAUGACAAAGUGGGAUCUAAGACUGUGCUGAGUUACCUGUAUGUCUGUCCAUCCAACAAGAGAAAGAUAAUGGUGCUGACAGACCCUGAGAUUGAGAGCAGUGUGCUCAUCAGCUCAGAUGAAAGAGUGAGCUAUCAGAAAUACCGCCUCAGCUUCUACAUCCUAAUCCUUCUGUUCCAUCCAACACAGGAGGACUGGGCUCUAGGCUACAACCACGAUCAGAAGUUGUACGCCUCCCUGGACUUUGGGAGUAAAUAUCCGCUGGUUCAUGAGCAUGUGAAGAGGUUCUACUGGUCUGUAACGGGUCUAGACAAGGAGUCAGAUCUGGUUAACAUGGAACCUGAUCUUGUGACGCCCAACACGUACUCGGCAGCUUGUUUACAACCCCAACCCAUAAGAUACAUCAUCGCUGCAGUGCCAGAGUGGAACCAGAAGGACACAUACAACCUGUACCUCUCCGACACCCUGGCCAUGGAGAAUGUCAAGACCAACCAGAUGCUGGACCUGUAUGAGGUAGCAGGUAUCAAAGGCAUGCUGGUCGAUAACAGGAGGCUAGACAACCAAGUGAAGAUCUACAUCACCUACAACAAGGGCCGUGAUUGGAGGUUCCUGCAGGCCCCGGCGACAGGCCUGGCUGGCAACAACACCCACUGUUUUCAGCCUUUCUGUUCGCUCCGUCUCCAACUGCAGACGUCUGAAAACCCCUAUGUGUCAGGUAGCAUAUCAACCAAGGCCUCAGCACCGGGAAUCAUAGUUGCCACAGGGAACAUUGAGUCUGAGCUUGUUGAUAUUGAUCACAUUCUGUAUGUGAUUUGUUAUAGUGAUUAUGGUUAUGAACGGCGUAGAGAAGGGAACUGUCUACCAGCGUUCUGGUUCAACCCAGCUGUUGUAUCAAGGAGCUGCAGCCAAGGACAGAAGUACCUCAUCAGCACAGGGUACCGAAAAGUGGUGUCCAACAACUGCACCAAGGGAGUCAAGGACAUGUACACACCCAGGAAGCAGAUGUGUCCCAACAGGGCUCCAAAAGGCCUUUCUUUCUCCACCAGAGAGGGCAAGCUUACUGCCGACCUGCUCACCAACGUCACCUUCCUAGUGCAUCUGGAUGAGUCUGAAUCAUCCACAUCUGAAUCAUCCUCUGUGUUUGUAUCAGGUCCUGUGGAACAUGUCCAGCUGCUGGCUGCAUUUGUGGCCAUCAAGAACAAGGCAGUAAACCUAACAGCAGUGGUGUGGCCCAUCCACUCCAGGACCCUCACCUACUUCUGGUGGCUGGGGAACAGCAGUGAACCGGUGAUCAGCUUAGACGGGAGAAUCUCAUACACCUUCACCAGCGAGGGAAUGAACAAUGUUACGGUCCAAGUGUCUUCAGCCAACACCAUACUGCAAGACACCAAGACGAUAGCAGUCCAAGGUAAGGAUCAGUACUACCUCUCGCUCUCAGAUCUCCCUAAUCAAAUUAUUCUACCUGAUGUAAUGCUAAUUAACACAUAUAGCAGCCAUCUCACUUGGUAUGCAACGUUUGAGGGUACUUUACAUUUGAGUAUGUCAGGAUAUAUGAGAAGAGGACAUUUCCCCAAUUAUCUAAAAAAGCACUUGUGUGAUCAAUCAUCUCCACUCGUCAAACCGUGAGCAUGCGCAUACGCACACACUCACACACACCAACAUCUCUGUCAGCUUUCCCACCCAUCAGAAGGCCAUUAGAGGAAGGAAACAACCAGAACAUAGAUCAGGAGUUUAAUUAACCCUUUCAUGUGUGAGUUCCAAAUGUCUCUUAACGGUCGCCCCAGCGUGAGUUUUUUUUAUGCACGUGAUGUUAGAACGUUCUUUCUAUUCCAGAAUGUGAUUGUAACAGUACAUUUAAUCCGCGCUGCCCUCAAACCAAGGCACUGUUUUUAUUUGUGUCCAUUUCAAAUUAUUUUCU